AUGGCACCCACUAUCCUCUUCGUCCCCGGUUUCUGGGAGGGCCCCAAAGUCUUCUCCCCCGUAUGCGAUCUCCUGCAGGCUGCCGGUUUGAAGACCGAUGUCUGCACACUACCCAGCACAGGAACCACCUCGCCCGGGAACCCGACUAUGGCCGAUGAUAUAGCCGCCGUGCGCGACCAUCUGACGAGCAUCGUGCAGCGCGGAGAAGAGGUAAUUCUCGUAUUGCAUUCAGCCGGUGGAUUUCUCGGCAGCGCUGCCAUGGAGGGCCUCAGCAAGUCGGCUGUUGGACAGGGUGGAGUCGUCAAGAUUGUCUUCUUGACUGCAGCGGUUUUCCCCGAAGGCCACGAGCACGAGGAUAUGCCAUUUGCUGUUGUCGAGGGAGGUGCGAUGUACUGUGCCAAGCCCGAGGUGCUUCUUUUGGACGAUGUCCCCGAGCCAGAGAAGGCAGAGUGGCUGGCUGAGCUUAAGCCCCAGCCGGCUGAUGGUUGGAACGGCACGGUACCCUACGCGGGGUGGAAGGAUGUGCCCAGUGUUUACCUCGUCUGCGAGGGAGAUAACGCUCUUCCAGCGGGCCUGCAGGAGCAACUAGCGAACCUGGCCGGAAGCCAGAUUGAGCGGUGCAGUGCUGGCCACAUGCCACAGAUAAGUCAGCCUUCGCGGGUGGCAGAGGUUAUUCGUGCUGCAGCGGCGUCUACUUGA
Messenger RNA from Aspergillus welwitschiae, 699 nucleotides. RefSeq names its product alpha/beta hydrolase. Lineage: Eukaryota; Fungi; Ascomycota; Eurotiomycetes; Eurotiales; Aspergillaceae. The transcript is spliced from 2 exons. The record is from RefSeq and is a predicted model, not a curated record. Bases 1 to 699 code for a protein of 232 amino acids.